Messenger RNA from Neoarius graeffei (lesser salmon catfish), 3590 nucleotides. It is a transcript of the gene traf3, whose product is annotated as TNF receptor-associated factor 3. NCBI's taxonomy places the organism in Eukaryota, Metazoa, Chordata, Actinopteri, Siluriformes, Ariidae. The transcript has 12 exons. Bases 354 to 2015 code for a protein of 553 amino acids. Gene Ontology annotation, cellular component: plasma membrane signaling receptor complex. The record is from RefSeq and is a predicted model, not a curated record. Gene Ontology annotation, molecular function: zinc ion binding; tumor necrosis factor receptor binding. Gene Ontology annotation, biological process: Toll signaling pathway; regulation of canonical NF-kappaB signal transduction; regulation of defense response to virus.
CCUGAGGAAGUCGGAGCGAGGGGGCUUUCCAGUUACUCGAAUUGACAUCAACAGCGCACAAGGCUUCAACGCUGGUGGAUUUUUGAGCUUCUCUCCGGCCCAAAUUGCGCACUUUUCUCUCUCCAGACUGGACCUCCGACCAUGAGCAGGUCUGGUGUGUCGGCGGCCGCAGCCCGAGUGAGAGUCCCUGAGGGCGGCUGUGUGUGAAGCGCCGCCGUUGGAGACGUUUCUCGGUGUCUGGGAGCGUUCAUGAAGCGGACUGGACAAACCGCCGAGACUCCGGCUGUGCUACGUUGUUCUGAGGAGAAAACCAGUGCUGCGGUAUCGGACGACGUCCAUAACUGAUUCAUGUCAUGUCCUUGCCGCGCCGUGUGGACGGGCGGGAGCAGCAGAUUGCUCUGCAGCAGCAGCCCUUCCUCCCGCUGCUUGGUGGUUUUCAGGACCACUUCGUCAUGCCUCCCGAGCCCAAGUACUGCUGCGAGUACUGCCGCAUGGUGCUGUGUAAUCCUCGGCAGACUGAGUGUGGACACCGCUUCUGCGAGAGCUGCAUUAACCAGCUGCUUAGUAAACCGAAUCCAGUGUGUCCAGCUGAUAUGGAGCCAUUAUCUCAAGAUAAAAUAUUUCGUGAUGUUUGCUGCCAUAGAGAGAUUAUGACCUUGAAAGUCUACUGCCGCAGUGCGAAAAACGGAUGUAAAGAACAAAUGAGUUUACAGCAGGUUACGGACCAUUUGAACAUGUGUGAGUACUUUGAGGUGCCCUGUCCGUUGUGUAAAGAGAAGAUUAUGAGGAAGGACAUGCCUGAACACUUGAGCCGCAAAUGCAAAUACCGUGAGACCACCUGUGAAUUCUGCAAACACAAAAUGGCCUUAACAGAGCUACAGAAACACAAAGAAACAGUUUGUCCUGCAUUUCCAGUAGCAUGCCCUAAUCACUGUUCAUAUUCGUCCAUUUUAAGAAGCGAGCUGUCCAUUCACCAGCAAGACUGUCCAAAGGCCCAAGUCACAUGCUCGUUCUUUCGUUUUGGCUGCACCUACAAGGGUCUGAACCAGGAAAUGAGGGAGCACGAGUCAAGCUUUGCCUCAGAACACUUGCGACUGAUGGUAGCCAGAAGCAACAUGCUUGAGGCCAAGGUGGAGGAUGUGAAGAACGAACUAUUGGAACGCUACAAGGUUCUCCCGAGUCUGAGCAGUCGUCUUACGGAAGUGGAGGAGCAGUAUAAAGAUAUGAGGGAGAAAUACAGGCAGAUGGAGCAGAAACUCUCCAGCAUGCAGAAGCUAAUGAGCGCACACUCGGAGAAGCUGCUGGAGAUAGAGCUGAGGGAACUGCAGCCAUUGAGGCUCAUGCGUGAGGAAGUGGAAGCUCUGAGGGGUGCCGUGGAGAACAUGCGCUCCGUUGUAGCAUCACUCGACUCUGUCCGCACUGGUCCUGGUACCCACACGCUGACCUCGUUAGAGACACAGCUGUCACGGCAUGAUGAGCUGCUCAGUGUGCAUGAUAUCCGUUUGGCCGACAUGGACCUUAAGCUGCAGGUGCUGGAGACGGCCAGCUUUAACGGAACUCUUAUCUGGAAGAUUCGUGACUACAAACGGCGCAAACAAGAGGCGGUGGCUUCUAAAACAUUGUCGCUUUACAGCCAGCCCUUCUACACGGGCUAUUUUGGCUACAAGAUGUGCGCACGUGUUUACCUGAACGGUGAUGGCAUGGGAAAGGGCACACACCUGUCACUCUUCUUCGUGGUUAUGCGUGGUGAGUAUGACGCGCUGCUGCCAUGGCCUUUCCGCCAAAAGGUGACGCUCAUGUUGAUGGACCAGGGUCCUGCACGCAAGCACCUGGGUGAUGCCUUUAAGCCUGAUCCAAACAGCAGCAGCUUCCGGCGGCCCACAGGGGAGAUGAACAUUGCCUCGGGCUGUCCACUCUUUGUCGCUCAGACUGUGCUGGAGAACGGCACCUACAUCAAAGAUGACACCAUCUUCAUCAAAGUCACAGUGGACACUUCAGACCUGCCUGACCCAUGACACCUGGGCAGUUAUCCCAUUGAGGGCCCGGUGCUCAUCAUGGAUGUUACGAGGUCACAGGAUUGGGGGAAAAACAAAGCAGGAACUGAUAAGAAGAAUCAACCAAACACACAACCGUGUGCCGAGAGUCUCGGGGUGAUGCUCUUGAGACGGUGUAGACGCAGGUUUUUGAGGGACAGUUUGCGCUCUCCUUUGGAUCAUGACCAGGGUAGGGGAAGUCUCAGAUAGCCACAGUAUUCAUGAUGGAAUAGAAAAAGCAACGUUUUCACCUCUAAGAAAACAAAAGUAUGUCACUGUCCGUGCUGGUAAAGACUGAAAGAAAGAAAAUGUUAAAUAAUGACGCCAACAUGAAGAGCUGCCUUUCAGCCAGGAAAAACAAAUGAGGAAUCCGUUUGUUCUCUGUAACUGACAUUAUACUUUUUUUUUUUUUUUUUUUUUAAGGAUAACAGAGAAAAAAAAUGGAGAGGAAUAUUUCUAUUGGAGAAAAUUAAUGAGUGGGCCUCAUUUAUCAAUCUUUGUGUGUAAAUGUUUUCAUUAGCUAAAAUGAUUGAGUAUGGUAAAUGAUUUUCUUCCUACUGCAGUGCACAUGUUGAUAAAUAUCAGUCUGCUGUUUUGCAUUUAGUGAUGCCCACAACACUCCAUAAAAGGCAAAGCUCCUAGAGCUGAAAAUAAAACGAUGACUGAAAAAGAGUGAAAGAAUGCCUCCUAAGCAUGAAGUGUUUUAAAACUUCCAGUAAUGCAGCUCUGCCAUUGCGACACUUUGGCUACCAUAGACACGCACUAACUCUUCCUCCUUCGAGAGGGUGCUAUUUCUUUUCUCCUAAUUGAAUGGUUAGUGUUAUUUGUCACUUAACUUUAUGGAUUUGCUUUGGAUUGACUUCAUUCAAUUUUGUGUGUAAUGGAAGUAAAUGAUCAAUUUAAACUUGACGUAUAAUUGGAGAAGUUCACAUUAGUGAGUCCUUACAUGGAAAUUCAGACAACCUCGAGCUUCAUGAAUACCGCAUUUAUUAUGUAAAAGCUCCUCAGAACGAUUUAUGAUUACAUGUGUUCGUAUCCAGAUUGAUAAAUGAGGCCCAAUGUCUGUAUUGUAGGCAGUUGAUCUGGCAGAUAAGCUUUUAUAUUCAGUGAAAGAGAUGCUGUGUAUUCCACUGUAUCCAGUGAUGUUUGGUGGUUUCAUAAAAAACAGCUUUCAUUUUUGCGUGCCGACGCAUUCAUAAUGAGAACAACAAUGUGUAUAGAAUGUGUUGUGUACGCACGGUGGUAGAACUUUAUUUUUUGGUGUACUGGUAAUGGACCUGUGCUGUAAAGCAUGAAGAUGAAAGGAAAUCCAUGAAACACAUUGGGGCAAAAAAAAAAAAAAAGGAUUCAUGUGAAACCAACGAAACUUUUAAAUGAGUUUAAUUUCCCAAAUGUGUUUACUAUUCUGACACAUUAUUUGUAAUGUUAAAUAUUGAUGGAUGCUGUGCAUCAGAAUAUAUUGUUCUUUUUUAACACCGUUUGUAAUACUAGCCUUUAAGUCUACAGCUAUGCUGACAAACAUUUACAAUUAACCAGAUCAUUUUUCACAAAGGAUAU